Messenger RNA from Hemibagrus wyckioides, 5584 nucleotides. RefSeq names its product synaptopodin 2-like b (gene synpo2lb). Gene Ontology annotation, molecular function: actin binding. The record is from RefSeq and is a predicted model, not a curated record. Bases 253 to 3849 code for a protein of 1198 amino acids. Lineage: Eukaryota; Metazoa; Chordata; Actinopteri; Siluriformes; Bagridae. The transcript has 4 exons. Gene Ontology annotation, biological process: positive regulation of actin filament bundle assembly. Gene Ontology annotation, cellular component: Z disc; actin cytoskeleton; nucleus.
CAUUCCAUAGAAAAGAGAGAGAGAGACAGAGAGAAAGAAGACAGAGAGAGAGAGAAAGCAGUCAUCGAAGUCCUUCGUUACCCCCCCACCCCAGUCCAUUACCACCAUUCUCAUUCUGCCUAACCUUCUCACACUGAUAGUGACCUAAACCCGCAGCACACAGGGCCACUGAUUCUGGCCUCGGUGUCCAGGGAUGGAACGAGGAGACUGAGCGUGAUCAGAGAGGCGCACAUUCACAAGAAUACUGGCAAAAUGGUUGCAGAGGAAGUAGUGGUCACCCUCUCAGGUGGAGCUCCUUGGGGGUUCCGACUGCAAGGAGGAAUGGAGCAGAAACAACCACUUCAAGUGUCUAAGGUGAGGAAGCGCAGUAAGGCUUGCAGGGCAGGUCUACGGGAGGCUGAUGAACUGGUGUCCAUUAAUGAUGUGUUUUGUGGUGAACUGUCUCACGCCGAGGCCAUGAAUUUGAUCGACAGUGGCCGGGGAACCCUUCAUUUACGGAUCAAAAGGGCCCCUUUGGGGUUCCCAUCUGUAGUUCUACUGGAUCGAGCCCCCUCUCCUCGCAUUGAUAAAGAAUACCGGGCAGCACUCAGAGCUUUGUCUCCACCAGUGUCCUCGAAAGUAUCAUCUCUCCAUAGAGGAUCACUCAUGUCACCCACCAAUGGCCCAGAAUGGCUGAGAUCCCCUCCUGAAAGUGAAGCAUACUACGGUGAAACGGACAGUGAUGCAGACGUUGCAGCUCAGGACAGACAGCGCAAGCCAAAGCGUCGCAGUCCCAGCAGCUCUCCAGCCAAAACCUUUGGUCGAAUCUCACCCAGUCAGGAUGACAACUCAGAGAUGAGCGGCUGUGAGAGCACAUCUGAUAUGUCUACAUACUCCCAGAUUGAAUCCUGGGCCAUUCCUAAUGGCACACAUGGGAGGGUGGAGAAGAGUUUACCUGGAGUGGCUCGAAGAGAGGUGGUAUACCAGCCUAAUGGGGUGGAGUGGCCUCUUCAGGCCGAGCACUCUUCUGAGAACUCUGAUCAAAGCCCAUCCGGUGCUGUAGAAGUUGAUAGCGGAUUCCAGGAACCCCCUACAGUUCCACUCGUAUCUCCAAAGCGGGCUAAAGAGGCCCUCAUGCGUACAUCCUACUCACAGCUGGUGCCAAUGGUGGGUCCUGUGGAUAAACCUGUGGAUGAAGAACUCACCAUGACAUAUAUGGAUAAAGCCAAGGAAGCCAAACUUCACAGAAGUGAGAGUGUGCAGGACAAGCAGGUGAAGGAAGCUCGAUCCAAGUGUCGCACCAUUGCCUCUUUGCUGACAGAUGCUCCCAACCCUCACUCUAAAGGUGUGCUUAUGUUCAAAAAGCGCCGACAGAGGGCUAAAAAAUACACACUUACCUGCUUUGGCAGUGUUGACACAGACCACUGUAGCAACACAGACGGAGAGACAGAGGACGAGAGCAUUUUUCUUGGCAGUGAAUCAGAGAUUGACGAGGACAGCCUUUCUACAGCACCGGACCCUACAUGGGACAGUGGAUACCUGGACGUUUUAGAGAGGAGGACCUCAGCAUAUGUGUUGUCUGAUGGGGAGGCAGAUGGUAGUCUGGGCUUAAGCGACACUUCAGGGAGAGGGGCAGAGCUUUUUGAGCAGCAAAGGAAGAAGGCUGAGAAACAUAUACCAACACCCAUCACUCCUACAGCGAAUCCCAUACCCCAGCAACAGUCUGACACUAUGCUGACCUACACAUCCAUUACUCCAGUGACACCAGUCUCCUCCCAUAAUACCAACAUGGUGAAUGGGGAGCCUGUGGUGGUGAGCAGAACCAGUGUAGUGCUAUCUUCACCUAGCCAGACGUCCAUGCCCGCUAUGUCAGGGGCCUUUCCAGAGCAGUCAGAUGCUUGCUCUGGAAGCUCAGUUAUGAAUAGAACUGCAAGGCCUUUUGCCCCAGGCUGUGUCAGUCAUAGAGCUGCAACAGUCCCAGUCAUCUUCAAGCCCAACACUUCUAAGAAGACCCCACUUCAAGCUCAAGCGGUAUCUGUGGCAACAGUACCAGCUUCCUUCUCUUCUAAUGGCUCUGAUGGGAAAAGAGCCAGUUCAACCCUGUACAUCCCCCCAAGACCAUCCACUGUCAGUCUUCCCACCUCUAUCUUGUCUCCAUCCUCCUCUGUGGCCUCUGCUCCAUUUUCUCCUACUUCUUCAAAUGGUAUACUUGUCAUGCCACAGAGUUCAGGUACUUCUGCUUAUCACUCUCCUCCAGUUGCCCCUACUCCACCAGCUAUGAAUUCACAAUCUUUUUCAUCACCACCAACACAAAAUAUGUCCUUCAGCCCAUCUCCUACCAUGGCUCAACCUCCACCACCAUCAUCACAAUCAUAUUUAUCCACUUAUACCCCUAGCCAAUCCCUUCCCCAAGUCCCAACCCCUGCCCCUGCUCAAGUACCUGCACCAGCCACUCAGGGCCCAAACACGCAACCACCACCAUCACCUCACAAAGUUUCUUUUAACCCAUAUAUCUCAGUGGCAACCACAACGUCUGGAACAGCAGAGUCCUCCAUAGUACAUCAGUAUCCACUUUCCAAUUCAAGUACAGGGAUUUCUUCUCGAGAACAGCGCAUCUCUGUACCUGCUGCCCGAACAGGCAUCCUGCAGGAAGCUCGUCGCCGUGGCACUAAGAAGCCCAUGUUUAGCAAACCUGAAGAGAAGAAACCUGUGUCCUACAACCCUGACCUGCUGUCUCUAGUGCAGAACCUUGAUGAGAGGCCCCGCUCUGGGGCAGAGCAUGGAUUUGAGUCAGGCCCAGAGGAAGAUUACCUCAACCUGGGUGCAGAGGCUUGCAACUUCAUGCAGGCUCAAAGGAGCAAGAUACCUCCACUAGUUGCUCCUAAGCCAGCAAAUACCACAAUUGAUAUCCCCCAGAUGGGUGGCAAAGGAGCAGAUUUGUUUGCUCGUCGACAGAGUCGCAUGGAUCGCUAUGUGGUGGACAAACAACCCAAGUCGCCAGCCAAGCCACGAGAGCCCUCACCCACCCCAUCUCUUCCAGCUCACUGGAAAUAUUCCUCUAAUGUUCGUGCCCCUCCACCUAUCAGCUACAAUCCAUUGCUGUCCCCCUCUUGCCCCCCAGUGGCCCAACGAAGUAGUAAGGCCAAUGAAGCUGCAAAAAGUGGAAUAAAAACGAACCCUGGUCAGCAAAAACAAGGCAUCAAAGCUCUGGACUUCUUAAGCAGACAGCCAUACCAGCUUAAUUCCUCUUUGUUCAGUUAUGGUGGGGGAGUUCCCCAGCCUAUGACCACCUAUCAACAACAGCAUCAGCCAUCAAUGUCAAAUGGAGUUGGGGUAGUCGGCACAACCCUAAACUCACCAAAACAAGUGCCUGUCAAAGCACAACGUAUAUAUGAGAUCAAGCGCUUUUCAACUCCCACCCCAAUGUCAGCACCCACAGCCUUGAACCCCACUGUGAUUGUACCACGCUCUGCCACCACUCUGGCUGAGCCCCUGUGGCAUUCUGAAAUUGCUUCACCUCCACCUAUUACUCCACGAUCUUCUGCACCCUUCUGCUCACCACCCACUACCCCAACCUCUCCACCACCUCCUGCCCCUACAGGGGCCCUGCCAGCACUGCCCAAACUUUCCACUGCUCCUGUACCUAACGCAAUGCCUAUCCCAGGACCUGUUCCCAUGCAAGCCAAUGCACCUUACCAAGCAGCCAAGCAGUUUAAGAGUGCCCCGAAUCUGAGUCCCCUCUCCCCAAGUGGAAUGCGCUCAGCUGUAUCUGCAAGUAGCCAAAAUCUGCAAGCACCUAGACCACGCUUUAGCACCUCAAGUAUGGGCCUGCAGCCCAAAGUGUGGAGGCCAGGCUCAAUACUAUAUUAAGCAAUAUACAGUCACAAAAUAUCACCUCCAAGGUGCAACACUAACCAGAGACCCUGCCUAAAGCGGAUGUAUUACACUGCAUCUGGUUGUGAAUCAUUCACCACAAUAAUAGGAUCAAGACACUAAUUACAUGAUUUAUUCAGAACAUAAUUUAUGUGUUAAACAUUUGUAUAUCACUUUAAAUAGCUGCAACUUUGUUGUUUCACUUGUUAUUAAUGUUAUGAAUGUGUGAUGCACAAACAAAUCAUAUAUGAUGCUAAUACUGGGAUAUUUUUCAGAUAAAUAACAAUUAAAUGCUCUAUUACUAUUUUAUUCACUGGAUUUAUCAGGAAAAGGAAUGACCAGGGACAUUGUUUAAGCUGUGGAAAAUGGCAGCACUAGACAAAAACCUUGAUAGGUUAAAACAAGGGAUGGAAUUUUGAAAGAUGAAGAUGAAAGAUAAAUGAAUAUGUGCAGCUCAACUCAGUAUCAUGAGUUAUAGACUGUCCGUGACUGACUCAAGGACUCCAGAGAGUUUUGUAUACAUGUGCCAAACUUGCCAUCGGAUGUAAAGAACGUGGAUAUAUUUGAAGCAGUGACAAAACAGCGAAAACAGUUAUUGUGAUAAAGAGAUAUAGGAAAGAUGCUUGAAGGAUUCUGUGUGGAAACACGAUUGACGUCCUCAUCAGGAGAGAUGGUACAAACCAUGGUUACUCAAAUCUGGACACAAUCUAUUUGGCUGCUUGAUGCAUGUGCACAUCUGCAUCUUUUGCUGAUUCAGCCUGCCGAUCGCUUGCCGCUGCCUUCUUCUAUAAUCUGCAAUGCAUGUGAAUCCACCUGUGAGGAGCUGAGAUGAAUGCAUGACCGGUUGGGGAAAAAACCCAUGUAAUUGCUACACAUCAUCAACUUUUACAUUUUGCUGUUUUGGCGAUUAUUAUUGCAGAUGGUUUUGCAAUUUUUGUUUUGUUUUGUUUCAUUCUUGUUUGUUGUUGUUUGUUUGUUUGCAUACCAAGCCUCUUUGUCAUGUGUGAAUGAACCUAGUUUUUCCAAAAUGGUCUAAAUGUGUAAAAAAUUAUAUAUGCAUAUACACUUUUUAAAAAAAAGUACUAAACUGUAUAUAUUUCCUGUUCCCUGGUGUGAUGCCUUCAGUCAUACAUCUUUUGUACCUUUAGUAUAUAUCUUUUACUUGGAAUAGUCCAUGUAUUGUACCUUUACAUCGUUACAAAAAUAAUUACAGGCAAAAGAGUGAUCAUUAAGGUCCCGAUAAGUACCUUAAUAGACACACACCCCAGGGAAAUAUACAGGUACAGCUUAGUACUUUUUAUCUGUAGUAUAACAAGCACAAUAGUCAAAUUCUGUGGUUGGUGCCAUUUCUCCUCUGAGGUUUGGUUGUUGGUUUUUGGCUAUAUUAUUGAGAGCAUUUAUAAUAAUAGUCCCUCCUUUUUUAUUUCAGUUAGUAGCAGACAGACAUUGGUGUGUAUGUAUCCUACAAUCCAAGUUAAGAUGUUUUAAGAUGUUCAUUUUCCUGUUGUAUUAUCUGCCUUUAGUUUACUUUAAAAAAAUAUAUAUACAUUAACAGUAAAUAUUUCUUUUGUUAUAAUUGCAUAACAGCUUUAACUAUGAAUAAAGCAAAGCAAAAGAGGUAGUAGCUUGUUUGACAGAAAUAUGAAGGCUCUGGAUAUUGUAUUGUGUCAAAUAACAUUGACUGGACGACACACUAACGCUUUAGCAGAGCAAUAAAAUAAAACUUAAUAAA